Messenger RNA from Paramuricea clavata, 11010 nucleotides. The record is from the annotation of a GenBank genome assembly. Lineage: Eukaryota; Metazoa; Cnidaria; Anthozoa; Malacalcyonacea; Plexauridae.
AAAUGCUACGCGUUUCCGCGGAGAAGCUGCGGUGUUUCCACAGAAAAGCUGCGUGUUUCCACGGAGAAGAUGCGUGUUUCCACGGAGAAACGGCAUAUUUCUACGGAGAAAAGGCUUUCCGUGACAGAGCAACGGCAAUAUUCCACGGAGAAGUUUGAUUUCCAUGGAAUAACAACACAUUUGUACGGAGAAGGUGCAAGUUUCUACGGAGAAGGGUUGGCCCGUAUGGGCCACCGUACUUCCGUGUUUGGAUGGCCUGAUCCAAACACGGCUUUCGACCAAUCAGAAUACGCGUUAUAUACAUGUUAUUUUAUAAUUUCAAAUACCAUAUUGCGAGUGUAUCUAAAAGUCGAGGGUCGAGAGUAUAGGUCGAGAGUCGAGAGUAAAAAGUCGAGAGUCGAGAGUAAAAAGUCGAGAGUCGAGAGUAAAAAGUCGAGAGUCGAGAAUAAAAAGUCGAGAGUCGAGAGUAAAAAGUCGAGAGUCGAUCGAGAGUAAAAAGUCGAGAGUCGAUCGAGAGUAAAAAGUCGAGAUUCGGAAAAUGUCAUCAGAAACAACAAAGUCAAAAUAUUUAUAACACAAUAUAUAACCGAUCCGUAACAACGGCUGAUUAUAGCCGUACGGGCGGGGGGAGGCAGCCCACCCCCCAGUCAAAAUAAAGUCAUGCAAAUUAUAGACGUAUAAAUUCGGGCAAAAAUUUGAGGAAAUAAAUUUAAAAAGAAGACAGUACAUGCAAUAUUGUAUUUGAAAAUAUCAGAAAUAUGUAAAAGUAACGAGGAAUCGACAAAUAGGAAAUAUUUUUGUCUACUUCCCAACGACAAUUUUGGAAAUUUAGUUACACGGAAAAUUUUAUUCAGUUGGUAAAAGUCGGGUAAAUUUUCUUUCUGGCUCCCGCCCGUACGCCUAUGACGGCUGAACUAAUUUUAAUUCCUGUGUAUCGGAACAUAAAGCAAACAAUAUUUGCGAAACAUAAUUAGUAUGCUCAAAUUCUCGAAAUUAAAGUAAACAAGAGGCAUAUACAAUCAAAGGAAUAAUCCAGUAUAAUAUAAAACAAAAACUUUCGCAAACUGAAUUUAGCCACAACAUUCAAUAAUAAUAACUAUUAUCUAAUAACUAGUUUUAUCGCUUCCUUAUAUAUUACUGUCCAUCCUUCCCGCUUUUACAUGCACCUAUUUCCGCGAAAAAUUACUCAUAUGUGAAGCGACAUAUAAAUACUAGGACUUUACAAUCACGUGCGAGACAUAUUACGUCAAAAGAAUCCUAUUUUUACUGGCUCGUAUUUAUGAAUUCACAAUUGUAUGAAUCGUUAGAUUGUGAUCAACGUGGAUUUCUUAAUAGGCUCUCGUUUGAUAUAAACGUACGUUAAUGAAUAAGUGACAUUUUAGUUACAAGCCUGGAGACAGUGGCGGAAAUUCACUUUUUCCGGGGGGGCAAAGCCUCCUAAAUUUUCGACAAAACUUGAUUUACGACGUACCCCCCCCCCCAUUUGCACUCGAAAAGACUGUUUUUAGGCCUCUUUUAGGCCAAAAUUUCAGAAAAUUCGGCAAUUUUCCGUGAAGGUGGGGGGGGGGGGCGGCCGCCCCCCGGCCCACCAAGAUUUCCGCCACUGCCUGGAGAUGGCUGUCAAAAUUCAGCGGAGUUUAUGUGUCAGUUAGCUAGAAUGAAAUGUGAAAACAUUUAGCAAGAUUGAGGCAUCAAAUACGAUAUUAUUUUCUUAUCCAAUCUUAGUUGUUCACGUUAUUAUUAUUGACUGUUGUAGCAAUAUUUAUUGGAAAGUUUGUAUUUCAGCCGUUGGUACUUCAGUUACGGAAUGGCUAUGUAAAGAAUAUUGCUAUAUUGCAUGUACUGUCUUCUUUUUAAAUUUAUUUCCCCCAAUUUUUGCCCGAAUUUAUACGUUUAUAAUUUGCAUGACUUUAUUUUGACUGGGAGGCGGGACUGCCCCCCUCGCCCGUACGGCUAUAAUCAGCCAUUGUUACGGAUCGGUUAUAUAUUGUGUUAAAAAUAUUUUGAGUUUGUUGUUUCUGAUGACAUUUGCCGACUCUCGACUUUUUACUCUCGAUCGACUCUCGACUUUUUACUCUCGACUUUUUACUCUCGACUCUCGACCUAUACUCUCGACUCUCGACUUUUAGAUACACUCCUAUUGCCGUGGAUACGGCAAAAUAUUGGAAACUGAUUUAGACGUCGAACUUAAUUGUGCCGUAUCAAAUUGCGAGGACACUAUAUUGGACAUAUUUACAAUGCUAUUAAUAUAUGAUAAUCAUAUUAUGUUAAAAAAUAAUUAUACAUUAGGUUCGGCGCAUGAAAAGCACGGCGCCUAAAUCAUUGUCGAACUUGUGUCGCAUAUACUUGUCUUAUCGCAUCUUCGAGUCGUGUCGAACUUAAUCAAAACCUGCCGAACUUAAUUGAUUUAGACGCCGCUCCAGCGUCGCACUGCCUUCUUUUCAACAAUUUUCCACUCCUCAACAAUGCAGCUGAUUCCAACAACACGCCCAGCACUAACGAACCCCGAGUCCCUGCCGAUCAGCAUGAACCACCAACCAUCAGUGCUGUACGGUCAAUGAACGACUGCACAGAACCACGCAUCCCACGCGACCCAUGCCCUUGCCCUGCACGUUCAGUCCCCUCACCACGUCCAUCUGAACUUCCAUUUCCAUGUACACCAGAAAACAACACGGAAAUGAAAAAGUGUCAGAAAACAACGCGGAAAUUAAAAUUGGUAAACGGUAACAGACGCGUGAAAUGGCUACCAUAGCGUUCCUCUUCGCAAAACCGACCGCCACCUUACAACCUUUAUCACUCCGUUUGAUCGUUUCCUCUCGUCAGGGGACGGCUACAAUCGUCGCUUUGACGCAGUCCUCUCGACAUUUGAGCGCAAGGAACGUUGGGUUGACGACACCAUAUAUUACGACUCUGACCUUGAACAGCAAGAUGGCGGACAAUUGACCUGCUUAUUCGUGUUGGUCAGGUCAGCUGGUAUCGUGUUAAAUCCAGACAAGUUCCAGUUUGCACAGAGGAGCGUUGAUUUUGCUGGUUUGAGAGUAUCAGACUCAACCAUCGAGCCUCUCCCGAAAUAUCUUGACGCCAUCAGGAAGUUUUCCUCCCCAGCAUCAACGACAGAUAUGACAUCAAAAUUUGGUUGAUGAUAUCAACCAGGUAGUGAACUAUCCGUCAGGGUGUGGAAAUCUUUGACAUACAGAAGCGUACAUGUCUCCGCUACAUGGCAGGUGAAGGGCGGGUGAAAGCCCAGGAAGUAAUGUCCGUUAGGCGGUGAAGAUUCUUGGUGACAGCACACUGGACGACAUCACUAACUCACCCCUGUCCGUCUCAAGUAACGUAUCCUCCCAUGGCGGUUUGAAAUAAAGCACCUACCUGGCAAGUGUAACCAUGCAGCAGAUGCAACAUCAAGACACUCAUCACUCUCAGGCACUCUAAAUAGUAUAUCAUCAGUACCACCAAGCCUCCUUGACCUAUUAGAAUCUGCCCUGAUGGCAUCUGUCAACAAUGACACCCAGGAACUCCAUUUCUUGGUCACUCAUCGCACAAAAUGACAGCUGCAUCCCUUCACAGAUUGAGCAUGGAAACAAAGUCACCAACUGCACUGCCCCUCUCUUGCUCCGUUUUGGCCCAUUCGCGAAUCCAUUUACGAAGACGAGGGUAUCCUCCUGUAUCAGGACCGAGUAAUUGUUCCAUCAUCACUCCGCCACCAAGUCCUCCAUAUAUAGUCUCCACGCAGCUCAUCAAGGGACAUCAGCAAUGGAACAACGUGCCCGUCAGAUAGUAUACUGGCUAGGUAUGUCGAAGGACAUUAAGGCAACAAGGGAAGGGUGUGCAGACUGUAACCGUAAUGCUCCCUCACAAGCCGCUACGCCACCCCUCCCCUCCCUACCACGUACCAUCGACUCCACUCGAAGCAGGAUACGUAGAUGUGCUCAGCUCCACAACAAGCACCAACCUCGCAGGUGCAGCCAGCCUUAUCCGCCACCUUCGUUCAUUCUUUGCAACACUUUGGGUACCGGAUGAGUUAUCAAGCUAUGGGGGCCCAGAGUUCACAGCAGGGAACACAAAGGACUUCCUCCACCGCUGGGGUGUCCGCCACCGUGUCUGCUCUGCCUACUUCCCCCCAAUCGAAUGACAGAGCAGAGCUAGGUAGCAGUUAAAACUGCUAAGCGUCUUUUGGCAUCCAAUACAGGCCCCACAGGCAACCUGGACUACGACCGAUUCCUUCGUGCCAUGCUCCAGUUGCGCAACAGCCCCCAUCCAGAUUGCAACACCUCACCUGCGCAGAUUAUAUUCUGUCGUCGCUUACGAGACACGUUGUUGUUCGUGAGCCGAUUAGAGAAGUUCUCGAAUCUAAAUAUCCGCCCACUUUGGCAUCAGGCGUGGGCAGCGAAGGAGGACGCUUUCUGUUGAAUAAGGUGGUCUGGGACAAUAGUAUUAUGAACUUCGUUUAGGUUGCAUAUGAUAGAACAUCACUUGCUGACACCAAAAAUACAAACUUCAUAUGUGCUGUUUCCAUAGUUACCAAGCCACACCCUUCUAUAUACUGAAAAAGUGCCCCUUUUUCGAGAGCAAGAGUAAUAAUGGUCAUCAAAAUAUAUAGUUAAGUUUGAAGGAAAGUCGAUAGAUGUAUUAAACAUGAUGUAUUAAACAAGAUUUCAUUAAAAAUUUUUUUUUUUCAAAAUCGGCAAAAGUUGGGUAUUUUAGACAAAAAAAAUUUUUAUAGAUAUAUUAUAAUGAUGAUAAAUAAGAUUUUUGAGGUUUAGGUUUGAGAUCUAUUUACAAUCAUUAUAUUCUGAAAAUUUGAUCAAAUUUGGACUAAUAUUGAAUGAGAGAGCGUCCCGACUUGCAAGUUGCAAUAGUUGCAAGAUAACUAUUGAAGACAAACAAAUUACAUUUAAACAGAUAAAUAGACCGCGAGCAGUCCCUCGAAGAAAUGAGGGACUGCCGACAACACAUCAAGAAACGAAAUACGCCCACUUUUCGCUCUUGUCAAAUUGGCUCCGCCUUUGCAUAAACAUUAUGUUCAAUUAAAUCUAUCCAAUAAGAAACCUGUUCAGACUGAUUUGAAUAUUCAUAUUUCAUUUAUUAUGCGAAAUACGAACGCGUACGGGGUCCCGGGGAAAAGCCCCGAAGAUUCCCGGAUGAAAGUGUGCUCGAGAGACAAAAAUAUAGUUUUUUAGUGUGUUUUGGUUUGGAAUAUAUUCAUGUUUCUUUAUAAAGUUUUGGUACUUUUCUUGGUUUAAUGUUAAUUAUUGUUGCCCCAGUCGUUAGUUGGGAUGGCCCUAAGCUGGUGGUAAUAUUAAAUGGUCCUUCUACGUCGGAUUGAAUUGGUAUAGUGGAAUUAUUUGUAUGAUAUAAAUAUGUCUGUUCAUGGUUCUGAAGCAAAUCGUGUGGUUGAAAGUGAAUUUGGUAGCGUUUCGUUGGAAGAAACACGUAUUCGAAGUAAAAGAUCGGUAGUUAAGAGGAGAAUAACUACAACUUUAGGGAGCAUUCAUUUUUUAGCUGGGGGGGUGGGCCGGAGGAAUUUGGGGGUGGGUCAUCUAAUUUUGACGUGCUUCAAAGGGGUGGGUCUUCUUAUAGUUUUGGUAUAAAUUGAGGGGGUCAUAAAAAAAAAUCAGUGAAAAAAUCACCAAUAUAAUUUUAUAGAAUUUGGAAAAAAUGUGGAUCAAGAAUGGUAGAAAGGUCUAGAAUCUAUCAACUAUCUCAUCUUUAACAAAGAAGCACAAUUCACAAAAUUUCUAUUUAUAGUCUUUUCUAAACAAUUAAAACUAUGAAUUUCAAUGUAUUAUUACUUUUAUCUUCAUGUAAAAUCUACCCACUAAGUCUAGGAUUCCUUACUGCUAUCAUCUUCAGAAUCCUCACUGCUAUCAUCUUCAUAAUCAGGUGUAACAUGCAGCUCACCAGGUAAUAAAUCUGCAAUAAUUUUUUUAGCUUCCUCAGUUAUACUAUUAACAAAUCCCGAGUUCACGGCGUUAUACAAUACUUGUGAUUCUCGUUUUUUUAAGCUUUUGACCUCUUCAAUUAUAAUAUCUUGAGUAUCAACCUUUUCGAAAAACACAACUGAAGGUGCUAUCUUUUGCAUCACUGCCAUAAGUUGCUUUUCAGAUCUUGCUCUUUUUCUUUUGUCUGCUUUCUGUUUGUUCUGCUUUCUUUUCCUAGCGUGUGAAACAGGUGCCUUUUUAGCUAGACCUCUGAAUGCAUUGGUAAACACUUGGUAUUUUUCCUCAAGUUGAACAACAAGUUCAGAGAUGUCUUUUUGCAAUUCAUUUAGCUGUGCAAUUGCUGACAAAUUAUAGUUGUGAUGUGGCACUUUGCUACGUUUAACCAACAUACCUUUCUUUUCAAAUAGACUUUGAUCAAUGGUAGCUAGGUCAUCUUUCAUCUUAAUCACCUCUGCCUUAGAUUCAAUUAACUUACUAAUGUGUUGUGACAAAACCCUUGUAUCAUGGGAUUUUGCGAUAUAAGACUCUUUCAAAUACCGACCACAAGCUGCAGGAUUUUCACCUUUCAUGAAUUCAAUUUUUUUACUAAUUGAUGAUAUUUUUGUAGAUGUACCAUAUUGCCUGCUUCUUUCUUCCAUAAACAGCUUGCGGAAGACAUUCUCAGCCUGGCAAUAAGGCCACACUGCUUCAUAAAACACUGGUAAAAGUUUCAUGUAGGCCAGUGAACGUUCACCUUUUGGAUAAGGAAUAUAGCCAAGGGAUAACUUUUUCCAUGGCUCAUUUAUACCAAGUGCUUUGUCAGUCCACUUUAAAAAGCUAUUAACAGUACGUUCUUUAGAUGUUGUAACGCUGCCAGUCGGUGUCAAAUGUGCUCUUUGUUUUGCCUUUCUCACCGCCAAUGCCACUUUUUUCCUUUGUCCAAGUAGUGGAAUCUCUAUCGAAAACUCUUUCUCGAGAAUUUCCUCUGUAAUUGUCUCGAUAAUGACUUCUAAUUCAUCAUAUCCUUUGGAAACAAAAUCAUCAAAAUAACUGCCAAUUUCAUUUUCUUUGAACCAAUCAAACACGACCUUUUCUUUCGAAAAAUCUAGGGAUUUUCCCUCCUUUUGUCGCUUGAUUGCCAACAUGAGCUGAUGUCUUUUUCCAGGUAAACAUAUUUGCUGAGAGAACUGCCCUUCUAACAAUGUUUUGUCAACACACUCUAGAAUCAAUUCUAUGGAAUCAAAGCCAUUUGAAAUAAAGACUUCAGCAUAUUCACUAAGAUUAUUUUUUGUAAACCAUUCACGAACCUCCUGCAGGUGCAAGUCCGCCAUUUUGAAAAUUCAACUACUGGAACCCAGUACGCGCUCGGUAAUAAUUAGCCUGCUCGCAGGCUAAUAUUUUCGCGGGAAACAUUUAGAUUUGAAGGUAUUAAUUUCAAUAUUUUUGAAGGAAAUUAUGGAUCAAGAUUGUUUCAAAAUAGGAUAGGUAAAUUUAAAUUAAAUUAAAUUUAUAUAUAUUUAUUAAAAGGACAAAAAAGGAGUUUCAAUUUUGUAAAACAAAAGCAUUGUUGGGUCUUGCUGGGACUCAGUGUUUAUAUAGAAACAAAAUGGCGGGCUGUGAGAACGAAGAAAGUGAAAACUUGCCGCAUCUUGCUUGGAAUGAUAAGCGAGGUUUAACAAGAUCUGCAUCAUCAACUGGUACAUCUUUGCGUAUAUCUCAACAAAAGUGCACGGUGGAAAACUGCUCAAUACGACUGGUAUCGCUAUUAGAAGGAUGCAAAGCAGAGAGGAAACGAGAGAAACUGGCAGGUUUGGUUGCUAUUUUGGAAACUUUAUUACUCCCAUCUCAAGGAGGUUUCAUGAGAUUUGAUGAUGCUUAUGAAUUAUAUUCGGGCUUUAACCUAGGAUUUCCUGAUCAGGAACAUUUUCGAGAUGAGUUGUUGAAUGAUCAGCAUGGUUUGCCUGUAGUUAUUUUUUCUUAUCCUGUAACAGAACAACGAUUUGUCCUACUGCUUGGAAAUGGACUGAAUUUGGGAAUGUUUCUACGAUUUCUAGCAGAAACAAGUACAACAGACGAAAAGAAUCCCGUAAACAGAAUUGUUUUGUCUGCAGAGUUUGUACAUGAUGUUUUAAGAUCUAUGGACACUGAGUACGAUAGAGAAUGUGCAAAGGUACUACUAAGCGCUAAUAAAUCACGUUCAGACUUGGAUGAACUAGGGAUAAAACCAGAUACUGCUGUUAAGGCAGUCAAACAUGUAAAUGGUGUUGUUCAUGAAAGUAAAAAUGCAGAACUUGCAGCAAUCGACAUGCUGAACUCCCGACUUCAGGAGCGAGAACAUAAAAUCUCAAGGGAAUUAGAAAACAUUAAUGCUUUGAUACCCGAGAAGAAAGAUCAUUGGCCAAAAAAGCGAAUAGAAGACCUUGAAGAGAAGAAAAUAUUACACGAGGAAAGACUAGCAGAAAUAGAAGUCGUCAAAAAAAGAGAAAGCAAGUAUGGCAAGCAGCAGUUCAAACAGGGAGUGAAACGAAUAGCUGACAAGAUAGUAGAAGAAAAUCGCACAAAGCGUAGAAAACUUGGACAGGGAGCCUCGCGAAAAGUUGACAGUGAUGAUGAAGAAUUCAUUGUAAAAUGUAUCGAAGACAAAGCCACAGCCCAUGGCAGACGUCAUGACUCUGUUCUUUAUUUAAAUCACAGGAUGAAAACUAAGGACUUUAGAGACACAGUUAAUUACCACCGGACAGAGUUAGGAAAGAAGCCAAUACGUUCUAGUACAACAAUCUACAAUCGUUCUAGACCAAAAAACAAGAGAAGCCUUCAGUCGAGGAGACAUAUUGGAAAGGGCUUAUUUUGUGCAAAAAAGCCACCCAAAACAGAAGAUAAAUCUAAUGUUUGCACGCAUCACCAGCGAUGUCAUGUAAAGAAUGAAAAGCAUGCAAUGUUUGGAAUAAAAAACAAAGAUGCGUGGCAUUUUAAUCUCAUCAUAAGCAAAGAUGAUAAAGCCUACAUUAGACCGGGAACAGAUGUGGGAAUGACCGGCGCACGAAAUCAAGUGAUUUUUCAACCAAUAAAUGAAGAAAGGGCCAGGAAGCUUCCUCAACAUGACUUUGCAAAUCCCAAAGUGUAUAUUACUCCAGCUACGCAUCGCUUUAUUGAGAAAGAGGGUGAAUUAGUCGGUGACGAGGAGGUGCUUAUGACAAAGAAAGACAAAACUGUUGUUAUGGUGCGCUCAAAGUUUUAUGUUCCAAGCGAUGGAACAACCUGGGCUUCUGAUUACAUGCGCCUUAGACAUGAACACCCUGAUCUCUUUGAAGUUGAUUCGGACUUGGAUUAUAAUAAAUACUCAAUUCCAUUCCGGAAACUAUGUGCUGUUUUAAAGGACAACGUUGGAUAUUUUAUUCAGACGAAUAUGAAGGAAGAUGUCCUUUGUGUAACUGGGGAACCAGAAUGCUGUUUUAUGUUGUAUGAGCAGAAACGUAUUCAACAUUUAUUGCAUUCUUUUCAAAAGGCCAAGGAGAUAUGGGAGCUAGAAAAGGUACAUGUGGAACCAGCAGAAAUUUUGUUAGGCAAUGAACUUACUGGUGUAGACAUCAUAAUUCAACUCACCGAGGGACUUCAAAAGGCUCUAGAUGAUCUUCAAACAAAAUCUGGAGAUAGUCUUUGGAAUACUUAUGAAGAACUUACAAAUCUUGGAAAUAAGUUGCUACAAAAAAUUUCCGAAUAUAAACUUGCUCCAGUGAAACCCAACAUAUUGGAACUUACAGAUGGGGGACCAGGUGUCGGAGUCAGCAACUUUGAAGUAAGGUUCAGAGAUGCUGAAAUUGCUAUGCUACACAAAUCAGAUCGACGAACUAGAAUUCACCGCGCUACAAAUGACUCAGGCCAGAAUGAAGCAGAGAGAAGUAAUGCAUGCAUUGGCGAUGCACUGGUUGAUGGGGGAAGUUUACAUUGGGAAUAUUACAAAGAAUUAGAAGGGCUUACAGAAGAUGAAGUAGCUGAAAUGUCUCUUAAAGAGGUAGAGGAAUUUGAGAAUAACAGGAUGGUUAAAAAUGCAUAGCGAGUUGCGGAAGAGGUUCAUAUUCGUAUCAAUGGAGAACCAGCACCAAAGGGUUUUAUUGCAUCUGCCGUCUCGGAAAGACCUGGUGUCGAAUUCUUUUAUAACAAGGAGUGGCUAACGAAAUACAACAUUACUUCAACUACGAAGCGGCCUGAAGUACCUGGCCAUUCAUACUUCCAGAAAGUUGAGAAAUUCUUCGAGAUGCAUUAUGAAAGAGGAGAGUUAUACAUGGAGUUCCUCAAGAAAGAUUGCUUGUCGAAAGUGGGAAGAUCAUGUAAUGCCUGCACAGAGUGGAUAGGCCCUGAGUCUACAAAGCGAACGCCACGUCCUUUUCCAGACACCUCUUCUCCUUCUCAUCAUUAUCUCCCUUUAGAGAAAACUCCCACCAUAAAUGUUGAUGAUAGCACGAGAGAGCCCGACGAUUUCCAACCAAGAGCACAAUUGCGAAAACGUUUUUUUAACAAAGACAUAAAACUUGGUGACAGUGAGGAAAUUGAAGCAUUUUCAAAACAGUACAUUGUAGGGGUUGAUUUAAUAGAGGAAUAUCUUCAACACCUAACCAACAUAGAAUUAAGAAAAUUAAAACGAAAGCAAGAAAAGGAGAAGUUGAAGGUGAGUGAAGCUUCAAAAUCUUACAGUGACUAUGACUGGGAGAAACUUUACAAAACGGGAAGGCUGAAAAAUCUUAAAGUAUGCGAACUUGAUAAGUAUGUGCAGCAUUACAAAUUGACCACCAGGAAGCUGACGAAAGCAGAAAAGCUUCAGUUGUUGUCAGCUCACAUUAGCCAGAGAAUCUGUCAGAAAAUAAUAUCAAAUGCCAAAGCAACAACCUCGCAAGCUCCUUUCAGUCAGUCAGAACAUGAUUCACAAAGUAGUAGCAGCUCAGAAGAGUCCAGUAGUGAUGAUGAAGUACUGAACGUAUUUGGCGGUUACUCGAGAGAACAUGACUCAUUUGGAGAUGCGAUAAUGGAUGAGGAUAGCGAUGAGGAUGACUUUCCAGUGGGUGAGAUAACAGUAAACCGUUAUGGACGAAAA